Molecule: messenger RNA, 2594 nt
Organism: Annulohypoxylon maeteangense
Lineage: Eukaryota; Fungi; Ascomycota; Sordariomycetes; Xylariales; Hypoxylaceae
Product: heterokaryon incompatibility protein-domain-containing protein
Exons: 1
Coding region: 215-2260 (681 amino acids)
Source: RefSeq, a predicted model, not a curated record
GCCCGACAAGGCUUCGAAAAAAUUACAACCGAGGCGUUAGAUCAAUUUCAUUUAGUUUAGACAAUAUCUCUUGUUCCCCAUCGGCUCGUGUACCUCUUAUUCGGUUGGUCUCAAAGAUUGACUACGUUUAUAACUCAAACGAGUAGGCGGAUUUCGUCGUCACAUACGAUCCUAUCUGUUUAGGCUUAAUUCUAAAAAUUGCCUUCAGAAUAAGAUGGGUUACUUAUCAAAGCCAGUGCUGCACCAGAAACUCCAGAGACCAGAUUCUAUUAGGCUACUCGAAUUGCAUCCCGGUAAGGGACAGGACCCUCUUGUCUGUAUCAUGCACCAUGUUAGUUCGAUCUCGACAGCGCCGGCGUAUGAAUGCAUAUCGUACGUUUGGGGAGACCCGAAUGAAACCGAGGAAAUAUUGUGCGGUGUUGCUAAUAACCCCUCCUUUACUAAUGGGAAUGCACCCUCGGAGCCAGGCAGCACCUCUUUAGUCUCCUUCUCUAUUACCAAGAGCUUAGCGGGUGUGUUACGACGACUUCGUCUACCAGACGCAGAGAGGAUCGUCUGGGCAGACGGGAUAUGCAUCAAUCAAGAAGACCUUCAAGAAAAGGGACUUCAGGUAGCAUUAAUGGGCAAGAUAUAUGGGAGAGCCUCCUCGGUAGCCGUCUGGCUUGGUCAUAGCGACAACCAUACCAAGGCAGCAAUAGAGUUAAUUGACGUAAUAUCAAAUCGCUGUAGGGAAUUUGUUCAUCCUGAGGGAAUCGAUUUGGCAGAGUGGCGACGAAAGCUGAAUCGGUCAGCCCAUUUCCUUGACUACUUACCUGAAAGGGGCGACGACAAAGCUUCAAUAAAUCAUGACCCUCGAAUUGACUCGCUAGAUAGGUUCUUUGGCCGAGCCUGGUUCUGUCGGGUUUGGGUGAUUCAGGAAGUCGCUACAUGUGACGCUAUCACUGCCUACUGCGGUACAUUUCACUUACCCUGGGACCUCAUCGCGCUUGCUGCAGGUUGGUGUCUCUAUGGUCCGAUGAGUUAUGACAUGCAAAAGCGUUUCCGUAACGUGAACGGUAUUUCCAACGCCCUAUUCUUGAGGGACAAGGUAUGGCAGACAGCCGAUACCGUCACAUUUCUCCACCUCAUUGGCCGAGGCAAGGACUUCGACGCGACUAACGCUAGGGACAAAAUUUACGCCAUGUUGAGCUAUCCGACAGAUGGUCUCCCUGGCGGCAGCGAUCCAAGAUUCCACUUCGAGUUGGAGCCCGACUAUACGAAAGCUACUUCUGAAGUCUAUAGCCUAGUCGCGAUCAAGUCAAUCCAAUGUCGCCGCGACCUCGAGAUUUUGUCCUAUGUUGAUCACGGGCCUGAGCUCAGCGAUAUGUCGCCAACCUGGAUUCCUCGUUGGGAUCGUCCCUGCACCGUGGGCAUGUUGGAUCAGCUGUCUCAACACUUCGAUGCAGCCCUUGUGAAGGAACCGAAUUAUAGCGCGUGUGUGCGUAUACCCUUAUACAGCGACGGUCGCUCUUUAACGCUGUCUGGCUUUCGAUGCGGCAUAGUUCACCUCGUGACUGAGUCUAUCAACCACCUCGAUCUGGCACUCGAUGCAGAAAAGGCAGCCAAUAACCCUUUGAUGGGCUCUUUCCGACCAUCUCCUGAGAGGUCUUCUGGGAGCAAGCUUGCUAGCGAAGAGACAGACGACGUCGUAGUCCUGAACCUUAACGACUAUACACAGUACAAUGCCGAAUCAAUCUGUACCGCAUAUGCGAGAACACUGAGUCUUGCUCGGACUAUCGGGCAGGAGAUAAGCCAGCCAAGCGCCGAGCAGAUCGCACAGCACACGGCGGACUUCGCAUCCUACGUCCUCACAAUGAUGGAUCUCAUCAACCAAAACGCGGUACCCCUCUCUGAUUCUACGGGUGCUUCUUCAAGCGCGCCAAAGUUUCUUCGCUUUAUCCAAGACACCACGAUACGAGAGACGCUGUCGGCGCUGGCCCGGGAAAGAACCGGCGACGCGUCGCGCUUCUGCUAUACGCUAGGCUACGGCUGCCUGCAGCGCAAGUUCUUCCGCACGGUCGCCGGCCACAUUGGAAUCGGUCCAGCGGCAAUGGCAGAGGGUGAUAUUCUAGUUAUGUUCCGCGGUGGUCGAAUGAUCUAUACGCUUAGGGAGAGAGACGAAGGCUGGUCACUCAUCGGAGAGUGCUAUGUUCACGGUUUUAUGAAUGGUGAGCUUGGGCGACGCGCUGUGUCCGAUGACGAAGCGUUUCGGCUUUUCUAGCCCAGUUAGCUUGUUUGAUUUGGCAUUUAGUCGUGAUGACCGUGGGUUGACGGCUGGCGAGAAGUUGUAGGAUGUUUACGAAUGCUUGGGUAUAAUACGGACCGCUCGUAUAAACAGUUGCGUUUCUUCGGUUCUGAAAUUCGAAUUGAAACGAGGGGAAGAUGAUCUAAUCUAGUUGAUUACGUAACGCCGCUGUCCCCGCUUACGUAACCACGCCAAACUCGAAAGAACCGUCGGACCCAGGGGUGACUCAGCUGCUUAAGUAAGCCACGGGUCCAUAAGUGAUUGCUUAUGUAAUGCAAAAAGGGGCAAAAACAUCAGUUGCAUUGUUGCG